Molecule: messenger RNA, 1896 nt
Organism: Alnus glutinosa
Lineage: Eukaryota; Viridiplantae; Streptophyta; Magnoliopsida; Fagales; Betulaceae
Product: L-ascorbate oxidase homolog
Exons: 9
Coding region: 67-1677 (536 amino acids)
Molecular function (GO): oxidoreductase activity; copper ion binding
Source: RefSeq, a predicted model, not a curated record
GUACAAUUCCACCUCCUUCGUUCUGUUCUCUCGUUAGGAAAUUGGAGUACUUCAGGUAAGCUGCAGAUGCAUGCCAUGAAGUCGCAGGCCAUUUUCCUGUAUUUUUUCCUUGGAAUCUUAGCUUGCGUGAAGGCAGAAGACGCAUAUAGAUAUUUUACAUGGACAGUUACAUAUGGAACAAUUUCUCCUCUUGGUUUUCCUCAACAGGGCAUUCUUAUCAAUGGGCAAUUUCCUGGCCCUACAGUCGAUUGCGUGACUAAUGACAACAUAAUUGUGGAUGUUAUCAAUAAACUGGAUGAACCUUUCCUCAUUACAUGGAAUGGAAUAAACAUGCGAAAAUCAUCAUGGCAAGAUGGAGUGCUUGGAACGAAUUGCCCGAUCCCUCCAAACACAAACUGGACAUACAAGUUUCAAGCCAAGGAUCAGAUUGGAACCUUCACCUACUUCCCUUCAACUCAACUCCAUAAAGCCGCCGGGGGUUUUGGGGGUUUCAAUAUUGCACAAAGGUCCGUCAUUUCAAUCCCAUAUCCUCAACCUGAUGGAGAAUUCACACUGCUUGUUGGCGAUUGGUACAAGGCCAACCACAAGGCAUUGCGGCAAAAAUUGGACUCCAACAUUCCUCUUCCUCUACCUAACGCUCUGCUCAUAAACGGGGUUUCUAAUACUUCUGUCUUCACAGGCGAAGCAGGGAAAACGUACAAGUUGAGGGUGUCAAACGUGGGCAUAGCAACUUCGAUUAACUUCAGGAUUCAGGGCCACGUGCUGAAGCUGGUUGAAGUAGAGGGAAGUCAUUGUGUACAGGACACGUACGAGUCGCUUGACGUUCAUGUGGGUCAAUCGGUGGCAGUUUUGGUUACCUUACAUGGGUCAGUCAAGGACUACUUCAUUGUUGCUUCUUCCCGUUUCACAAAGCCUAUUCUCACUACCACCGCAAUUCUUCGCUAUGCUGGUUCCAACACCCGACCCUCUAGGCCGCUGCCUAUCGGUCCAACUUAUCACCUUCACUGGUCUAUGAAGCAAGCCAGGACCAUCAGGUUGAAUUUGACAGCCAAUGCUGCGAGGCCAAACCCUCAAGGAUCAUACCAUUAUGGUACCAUACCGGUGACGAGGACAAUUGUUUUAGAAAAUUCUCAAGCCAAAAUAGGCGGCAAGCUACGGUAUGCUGUUAACGGGAUCUCCUACAUCAAUCCAGACACGCCGUUGAAGCUUGCAGACUGGUUUAACAUCCCCGGUGUCUUUGGCCUCAACACAAUAAAGGACACCCCAACUCCUGGCCCUGCAAUCCUUGCCACCUCUGUCAUUGGAACUACCCUUCAUGACUUCGCUGAAAUCGUCUUCCAAAACAAUGAAACCUCUGUCCAAUCUUGGCACUUUGAUGGAACCAUUUUCUACAUUGUUGGAUAUGGUUCUGGUCAGUGGACACCCGACAUGAGAAAACGCUACAAUUUGGUUGACGCCAUUACUAGGCACACUGUUCAGGUAUAUCCGAGGUCGUGGAGCGCAAUAUUGGUGUCUUUAGACAACAAGGGAAUGUGGAACUUGAGGUCUGCAAUUUGGUCGAGGAGAUAUUUGGGACAGGAAUUAUAUGUGAGAGUUUGGAACAAUGAACGCAGCGUCUUCACUGAGAAUGAUAUCCCUCCCAAUGCAUUGCUUUGUGGCAAGGCCACGCACUCAUAAAAAUAAUUUUCUUUUGUUAGUGUGUAAUAUUUUUUCUCUUUUUUUUUUUAGUUUGAAAUUUCAGUUACGAGGGGGUGACUCUCAGGAAAAAAAGAAAAAAAACAAGAGGGGAAAUAGGCUUAGAGUGAUGGCUAGUGGAAAGUUUCAACUGUCAUUAAUUGUAUUAGAGCACUUCCUAUUCAUAAUUAUAAUAAACAUUUCCCCACCAUGUUUCCAUUA